Molecule: messenger RNA, 1074 nt
Organism: Kickxella alabastrina
Lineage: Eukaryota; Fungi; Kickxellomycota; Kickxellomycetes; Kickxellales; Kickxellaceae
Exons: 2
Coding region: 93-785 (230 amino acids)
Source: RefSeq, a predicted model, not a curated record
GUACAAUUGUGCCUUAUUUGCGUCCUUGCUGCUAAGCAAUCGGUCAGAAUCCAUUAUUUGUUGCGUUUGUGAGACGAUGGCUGAGAGCUAAUAUGCCCCGAUUUGGACUUGGUUUGCAGAUGAAAGGAGGACCAAGGAGAGAAAACAGAUACAAGGUGUCAUGCAAUCGGCACCAUUCCAUCAUAUUGUUGGUUGGGUGGGCGGCUUGCGAGCGGAGUUUGGGCAAUAAUGGGUGCAUUUUAAUAUUAGGAAACAUUAUUGUCUGGCAACUGGUGCUGAUGUUGGUCCUGGUGCUGGUGCUGGUCCUGGUGCUGGUGCUGCUGCGCGUGUCUUCUUCAGGAAAGGUUUUGGAGAUUCCUGACAGAAAUCGAGAUGAGCAACCAAGGGAAAUGCUAUUUUGCACUGCACUGGAAUGUGCUGACACCAUUUGUUAUCAUUUUGGGCAAGAACUGUGCCAGUCCGGUAGGUUUUUUUGUGCUGGCGACAUGCAAGUUUUGUAUUUAAGCAACUCCGAUCCUCACUAUUCCCGUUUUUAUUAUUCUUACCUAGAGUCCAGUACCUGUUACCUGCCCCGCCAUUUUCACCAAUAUUCUCAUUUUUAUAUCAUUAGACACUUACUUGUAGCCCACUCCGCAUUACCAAUCUCCAUCAUCAAACCUCAUAAAAUGCCUGCCACCACCACUCACAUAUCCGCCUCUGCUGCCUGGGCCCAUGCGCAGCCCCUCCUCGUCAGUAGUGACCGCGAGUGCACCUGCAUCCUGUGCAAGGGCGGGUGCGAAAUCUAGACACAUUUGCAUUGUGGAGUCAUCCCCGUCUUCAUGUCACUUGGGGAGUGUAGCCCAAAGCCUUAAAAAUAGCAAAGUCGGUGUCAAAUGGCAGCGACGCAUCGCAGUGUACAAUAACAAAUCUUCUCGGCAUUCUGGCGUAUAGACACAGUAUACUUCUUCAUUUUCAUUAUCGCCAUCUUCACCAUCAUCAUAUUUUCCUAACCGCCGCUGAGCUUGGGAGUUCUCGACAUUCUGUUUGUCCGAUCGUGUCUGCUCGACUAAAAAAAAAAAUAAAGACCUUUUUGUC